Messenger RNA from Prionailurus viverrinus (fishing cat), 3191 nucleotides. RefSeq names its product unc-5 netrin receptor C (gene UNC5C). Gene Ontology annotation, cellular component: membrane. Gene Ontology annotation, molecular function: protein binding; netrin receptor activity. The record is from RefSeq and is a predicted model, not a curated record. Gene Ontology annotation, biological process: netrin-activated signaling pathway. Lineage: Eukaryota; Metazoa; Chordata; Mammalia; Carnivora; Felidae. The coding region runs from base 1 to 2853 and encodes 950 amino acids. The transcript has 17 exons.
AUGAGGAAAGGUCUCCCGGCGACAGCGGCCCGCUGCGGACUGGGACUGGGAUACGUGCUGCAAAUGCUCGUGCUACCUGCCCUGGCCCUGCUCAGUGCCAGCGGUACCGGCUCGGCCGCUCAAGAUGAUGACUUUUUUCACGAACUCCCAGAAACCUUUCCAUCCGAUCCACCUGAGCCUCUACCACAUUUUCUUAUUGAGCCUGAAGAAGCUUAUAUUGUGAAGAAUAAGCCUGUGAACCUGUAUUGUAAAGCCAGCCCCGCCACCCAGAUCUACUUCAAGUGCAAUAGUGAAUGGGUUCAUCAGAAGGACCACAUAGUAGAUGAGAGAGUAGACGAAACCUCUGGUCUCAUUGUCCGGGAAGUGAGCAUUGAAAUUUCGCGCCAGCAAGUGGAAGAACUCUUUGGGCCGGAAGAUUACUGGUGCCAGUGUGUGGCCUGGAGCUCGGCGGGCACCACAAAGAGCAGGAAGGCCUAUGUGCGCAUCGCAUAUCUACGGAAGACAUUUGAGCAGGAACCCCUGGGAAAGGAGGUAUCCUUGGAACAGGAAGUCUUGCUCCAGUGUCGACCACCUGAAGGGAUCCCAGUGGCUGAGGUGGAAUGGUUGAAAAAUGAAGACAUAAUUGACCCCGUUGAAGAUCGGAAUUUUUAUAUUACUAUUGAUCACAACCUCAUCAUAAAGCAGGCCCGCCUCUCAGAUACUGCAAACUAUACUUGUGUUGCCAAAAACAUUGUUGCCAAGAGGAAAAGCACGACUGCAACUGUCAUAGUCUACGUAAAUGGUGGCUGGUCCACCUGGACAGAGUGGUCUGUGUGUAAUAGCCGCUGUGGACGAGGGUAUCAGAAACGCACAAGGACCUGCACCAACCCAGCACCACUCAAUGGUGGUGCCUUCUGUGAAGGGCAGAGUGUGCAGAAAAUAGCCUGUACCACCUUAUGCCCAGUGGAUGGCAGGUGGACUUCAUGGAGCAAGUGGUCUACUUGUGGGACCGAGUGCACACACUGGCGCAGGAGGGAGUGCACGGCACCAGCCCCCAAGAACGGAGGCAAGGACUGUGAUGGCCUCGUCUUGCAAUCCAAGAACUGCACUGAUGGGCUGUGCAUGCAGAGUUUCCUUUAUCCUAUCUCAACUGAACAGCGAACCCAGAAUGAAUAUGGAUUUUCUUCUGCUCCCGAUUCAGAUGAUGUCGCUCUGUAUGUUGGCAUUGUGAUAGCUGUGAUAGUUUGCCUGGCCAUUUCUGUAGUUGUGGCCCUAUUUGUGUAUCGCAAGAAUCAUCGUGACUUUGAGUCUGAUAUUAUUGACUCUUCGGCGCUCAAUGGAGGCUUUCAGCCUGUGAACAUCAAGGCAGCGAGACAAGAUCUCCUGGUGGUACCCCCAGACCUCACAUCAGCUGCCGCCAUGUACAGAGGACCUGUCUAUGCCUUGCAUGAUGUCUCAGACAAAAUCCCAAUGACCAACUCUCCAAUUCUGGAUCCACUGCCCAACCUGAAAAUCAAAGUGUAUAACACUUCCGGUGCUGUCACCCCUCAAGAUGACCUGUCUGAGUUUGCAUCAAAGCUGUCUCCUCAGAUGACCCAAUCUUUGUUGGAGAAUGAGGCGCUCAACGUGAAGAAUCAGAGUCUAGCAAGGCAGACGGAUCCAUCCUGUACUGCAUUUGGCACCUUCAACUCUCUCGGGGGUCACCUGAUUGUUCCCAAUUCAGGAGUAAGCUUGCUGAUUCCCGCUGGGGCCAUUCCCCAAGGGAGAGUCUACGAAAUGUAUGUGACUGUACACAGGAAAGAAAAUAUGAGGCCACCCAUGGAAGACACUCAGACACUCUUGACCCCUGUGGUGAGCUGUGGGCCUCCGGGAGCCCUGCUGACCCGCCCCGUCAUCCUCACUAUGCAUCACUGUGCAGAUCCCAAUACUGAGGACUGGAAGAUACAGCUCAAGAACCAGGCAGCACAGGGGCAGUGGGAGGAUGUGGUUGUGGUUGGGGAGGAAAACUUCACUACCCCCUGCUACAUUCAGCUGGAUGCAGAGGCUUGCCACCUCCUCACAGAGAACCUAAGCACCUACGCCCUGGUGGGGCAGUCCACCACCAAAGCUGCCGCAAAGCGCCUGAAGCUGGCCAUCUUUGGACCACUCUGCUGCUCGUCUCUGGAGUACAGUGUUCGAGUCUACUGUCUGGAUGACACCCAGGAUGCCUUGAAGGAGGUAUUGCAGCUUGAGAGACAGAUGGGAGGACAGCUCCUAGAAGAACCUAAGGCUCUUCAUUUUAAAGGCAGCACCCACAACCUGCGCCUGUCGAUUCACGAUAUCACCCAUUCCCUCUGGAAAAGCAAAUUACUGGCAAAAUAUCAGGAAAUUCCUUUUUAUCAUAUAUGGAGUGGGUCUCAAAGAAACCUCCACUGCACUUUCACCUUGGAAAGAUUCAGCCUGAACACAGUGGAACUGGUUUGCAAGCUCUGCGUGCGACAGGUGGAAGGAGAAGGGCAGAUCUUCCAGCUAAACUGCACCGUGUCAGAGGAGCCUACUGGCAUCGAUCUGCCUCUGCUGGACCCAGCGAGCACCAUCACCACCGUGACGGGACCCAGCGCUUUCAGCAUCCCUCCACCUAUCAGACAGAAGCUCUGUAGCAGCCUGGACGCCCCGCAGACGAGAGGUCAUGACUGGCGGAUGCUGGCCCAUAAGCUGAACCUGGACAGGUACUUGAAUUACUUUGCUACCAAAUCGAGCCCGACUGGCGUAAUCCUGGAUCUCUGGGAAGCACAGAACUUCCCAGAUGGAAAUUUGAGCAUGCUGGCGGCUGUCCUGGAAGAAAUGGGAAGGCAUGAGACAGUGGUGUCUUUAGCAGCGGAAGGGCAGUACUGACUCGUGCUGGGACUGGAAAUGAAGGACGGCAAUGCACAGGGAGUCUGUGGCCGUCCAGGGCAUCACAGUUGAGAAGGAAAUCCAGAAUGGACCCAGACCGAUGAGUUUCAAAGGCAAGACUGCAAGCGGGAGAGAGAAGGAAAACAUAACACAACUGCUGAUACACGUGCCCACUUUACUCGGACAUCAUCACAGGAGUUAAGAACAAUUGUGUAAAUUUGUACCUUGAAUUUAGAAAUCGACCUAAUUUUCCUCUUAGUUGGGCUGUAUGCUGUGUGGUACAGGAUCUUACAGUUUCCUAGGAAACGCUUUUUAUUGCUAUCCAGGUAUAUGGAUAA